GAGCGACCACGACCCAGAGACGAGUGUUUGGUUUGCAUCUGUCACUCAGACAUGACGUACAGUAUUUCAGAGGCUUACCUGUACAAGGUGAAUGUGUUUGGGAUUUUGUUAUGGGAGCGGAAAAGACUAUCCAUAUUGCCUGCAUUAUGGCAUAUUUUUUUUGGAUUGCACCAACUGAGCUAUGUGACAAUGGACUGCCCCUUUUAGAGAAAGAAAGACAUACUCGAUGUGAGAGCUGUGUGGACAUGCUGUUUGUGCGCGGCUCGGGGAACUGUGUGCAGUGCGACACGCCCCUGAGGAAGAGUAACUUCCGUGUGCAGCUCUUUGAAGACCCUGCCGUCGACAAGGAGGUGGAGAUCCGUAAGAAGGUGCUCAAGAUUUACAACAAGAGAGACUUUGACUUCUCCAACUUGAGAGAAUACAAUGACUACUUGGAGCGAGUGGAGGAGAUUGUCUAUAACCUGACCAACAACCUGGAGGUGGAGGGGACCAAACAGAUCAUGGAGGCAUACCAGAGAGAGAAUAGAGACAUCAUUCAGAAGAACAAGGCCAAGCUGACUCGAGAGCAGGAGGAGUUGGAGGAGCUGCUGUUGUUGGAGCAGCAGGGGAACGAGCAGCGCAGGCUGGAGACUCUGCAGGAAGAACAGAGACAGUUACAGGCCAAGAGGAAGAGCAAGCAGGCUCUACUGGAUGAACUGGAGCGCUCUCAUGUCCCCGCCACCAUCCUGCUGGCCCAACACAAGGACCGGGCCGCCCAGCUGGAGACCCAGAUUGAGAAGCAGAAACAGGUGGUCAAAACCACCAUCUUCUCCACCGGCAUCCCUAUGGGUCAGACUGUGUCGCUGCUGACCGUGACCCGGUUAGAAGAGGUUCUGUACCACUACCAGCCCAUCCACAUCCACACAUACGGACCCCCCGUCCCUGAGCUGGAGCAGCUGGGGCGACUCGGGUAUUUGAACCACGUGCGUACUGCCCAGCCCCAGGACAUGGCUGGAGGAUACAACUCAGGACUGGCGUGUCAUCGAGCCAUCCAGGAUGCCUUCAGUGGGCUCUUCCAUCCACUGGGCUGACCCCUCAAAAACAGAGAGGAGCUCAGAAAUAUGAGGCUGUCAAUAUAAACUCUUGUCUAAGAACUCAAAUCACCACCCUGCUCUACAUUGUGGAGGGAGCCAUAGACCGCUAUGGAUGGUGGUCUAAAGUCAGACCAGGAUGUAUAUGUUGCUAUUUUUGUAUUAUCUUAUUUUCAUUUUUAUUAAAAUAAAUAUUUAAAAAAAUAA
Messenger RNA from Salvelinus sp. IW2-2015, 1277 nucleotides. RefSeq names its product MNAT1 component of CDK activating kinase (gene mnat1). Lineage: Eukaryota; Metazoa; Chordata; Actinopteri; Salmoniformes; Salmonidae. The record is from RefSeq and is a predicted model, not a curated record. Gene Ontology annotation, biological process: regulation of transcription by RNA polymerase II; nucleotide-excision repair; positive regulation of cyclin-dependent protein serine/threonine kinase activity. Gene Ontology annotation, cellular component: transcription factor TFIIH holo complex. Gene Ontology annotation, molecular function: cyclin-dependent protein serine/threonine kinase activator activity.